Molecule: messenger RNA, 1440 nt
Organism: Nerophis lumbriciformis (worm pipefish)
Lineage: Eukaryota; Metazoa; Chordata; Actinopteri; Syngnathiformes; Syngnathidae
Source: RefSeq, a predicted model, not a curated record
AUGGACACCGCAAAUGUUGGACAUUUGAUGAGCUUAGCAGCUCUCCAGAGACAAGACCCCUGCAUUAACAUGUUGCUUGACGUUACCGGACAGGUGGCCCUCUACAACUUCAACUCCAAAGUCAACGAAUGGGAGAAGACAGAAAUCGAGGGAACCCUGUUUGUUUAUACAAGGUCUGCUUCUCCAUACCAUGGCUUCACAAUCAUGAACCGACUGAGCACAAAAAACCUGGUUGAGCCAAUCAACAAAGACCUUGAGUUCCAGUUGCAGGACCCUUUCCUUCUCUACAGGAAUGGCAACAUGGGGAUCUACAGUAUUUGGUUCUAUGACAAGCGGGACUGCCAGCGCAUUUCUCAGCUUAUGGUCAAAAUUGUGAAACUAGAAGCUGAACAUGCCCAAAACCAAUCUCCAGAGAAGGCAGAGUCCAGACGGCCCAAUGGAGUGCCUGACACACGGCCAAGGGACAUUCUGGAGUUGCUUAGCAAAGCAAAGGAGGAAUACCAAAAGGCUCAGUCAGGAGAUGCACCAGAGCUGAAUGCAACUGGAGCUUUAAAUCCUCACAUCCACAGCUCUCAACUGCAUGAUAAGAAAGCUCAUACAAUGGUGAAGCAGAUAACAGUGGAAGAACUUUUCGGCUCAUCCAUUCCAAAGGACCCAUCUCUACCUGCAAUGCCGACCCAAAAUCUCACCACUGCUUCAGUAGACCCUUCAGUUACAUACCGUCAAAACCAAACAUAUCCCCCUUUACACUAUCAAAACGCUCACCGUCCUAACCACCUGACUGGCCAUGCUCCCCGAAAACACGCCCAGCUGCCUAACCCUUAUGCGUUACACCCGAGCCCCGUUUUCCAGCCGGCAGUACCGGGGGCUAAAUCGGCAGGGUCCCAACCUCAAAGUGGACCUGCAUUUCCCCCGUCUGCUCCCCGGGCUUAUUUGGAGCAGGAAAUAAUAGGCUCACUAAAACCAGCAGUCCAGUCGCUGAAUGCGGAUAUCCACAAACCCACCCUUGCGCCCAAUUUCCUGCCGAGCUCUCUGGUACCACCCCACAACUUCCAAGAACGCUUGAGUAAACAAAUACUACAGCUGUCCCAAGAAAUUGAUGUUCUCGCCAAAGCUCCAAACCUGAUUAAACCAAUAACAGCUGUGCCUAUGAGUCCUGGCCUUGCUAUGUCUGGGUCGGAUUCCGCCGUGCUUCUCUCUCCCAGCGCCUUCCAGCAACAAUCCAUCAAUAAGAAUGCAACAGCAGUAGUCCCCCCACCUCCCUCUGAACUCCCUACCACUUAUUUGGGGUCUGUGGAGUCCCCACAACCUUCCUGCAACAAAGCCCAGCUCCAGAAAACUCUCAUACACCUUAUUAAGAAUGACCCGGCUUUCCUAGGGGCCAUUCAUGAUGCGUACCUACGGAGUGUAUCCAAGGAUUUCAGUAACCUGAAGCUAUAA